AUGGACAAAGCAGCAUAUGAAGCUCUAUCACUUGUUCUUUCUUCAGAUCCCAAUGUAAGACUAGCGGCUGAAGCAAGGCUUAAAGAGUUAGAGAAACUUCCAGCAAUUAAUUUGAAAAAUUACAUUGAAACGCAUUGGUCACCUUCGAACAGUAAAUUCAUUGGCCCAGAACCAAAUUUCGAGAUAAAGGCUGUUGUACGUGAAUUAGCAUUUAACGGGCUAUCCGAUCCUUCAAGUAAAAUUCGUGUCGCAUCGGCAUACGUUGUGUCAAAGAUUGCUAACAACGAUUGGCCUGAGUAUUGGCCAAAUCUUUUGGAUUUAUUGGUGUCGCAAUUAAAAUCUGGUUCUCCGUAUCAAGUUCAUGGUUCUAUGAGGGUUCUGAAUGAAUUUUUUACAAAUGAUAUAACGGAACAACAAUUUUCUCAGGUAACUCCAUUAUUGCUGCCGGAGCUUUCAAGGAUUUUGCAAUCUGAAGGAAUUCAUUCCUACAAAACUCGUGGACGGGCCAUUACAAUAUUUAAACAAUGCAUAGAAAUAUUGGUUAUGCUUAAGGAAGAACAUCCAGAAGCAAUUGAGCCUUUUUUAAAGCCUAUAUUACCUGAAUGGUUGCAAGUUUUUUCAAAUAUUUUGAAGAAACGAACAAUUGAUAAUGAGGAAAUUGAGAAUGAAGAAUACGGAUUAAAACUGGAGAUUGUGAAGGUAAAAGAAACAACUUUUUUUAUUAUAAGGUUGUAA
Rhizophagus irregularis DAOM 181602=DAOM 197198 is the source of this 735-nucleotide messenger RNA. The record is from RefSeq and is a predicted model, not a curated record. Lineage: Eukaryota; Fungi; Glomeromycota; Glomeromycetes; Glomerales; Glomeraceae.